This is a messenger RNA of Morone saxatilis (striped sea-bass), 1025 nucleotides long. Its product is annotated as dynein light chain Tctex-type 3-like. The record is from RefSeq and is a predicted model, not a curated record. Gene Ontology annotation, biological process: microtubule-based movement. Gene Ontology annotation, molecular function: dynein intermediate chain binding. The transcript has 5 exons. The coding region runs from base 56 to 403 and encodes 115 amino acids. Gene Ontology annotation, cellular component: cytoplasm; cytoplasmic dynein complex; kinetochore. NCBI's taxonomy places the organism in Eukaryota, Metazoa, Chordata, Actinopteri, Moronidae.
GGCAGACAGACAGGCAGCGGUGAUAAUAAACAGAGGUCUUUCAGUGUCAGUAACGAUGGAGGAAUACAGCUCUGGAGACGAGGCUGUGUUCAGUGCCGAUGAGGCCACUAUCUCAGUUAAAGAGUGUAUUGAAGGAGUUAUCGGUGGAACAGAUUAUAACCAGAGUAAAGUGAACCAGUGGACGGCCACUAUAGUGGAGCAUUCUCUGACUCACCUGGUGAAACAGGGACGGCCAUUCAAAUACAUAGUAAACUGUACGAUCAUGCAGAAGAGCGGCGCUGGUCUCCACACAGCCAACUCCUGCUACUGGGACACUGCCACUGAUGGAAGCUGCACAGUCAGGUGGGAGAACCGCACCAUUUACUGUGUGGUCAGUGUGUUUGCUGUUGCUAUGACGCUGUAACAGCGGCACCGAGCUGCACCGCUCUCUCUCCUCCUAACAUGUCUGCGCUCGAAGUGGCACCAUGAAGAUCCUCUGACGAUAUCCUCUGCUAGAAGACCAUGAACAAGUAGCUUAUUUCGCCCCCACAGGCUUAAACUACAUAACUUCAGAAUAAGAGUUGUGGUUUGUGAGUCGACAGCCUGCGUCGGUCUGCGUUCAUCGACUGCGAGAAAAUGUUGCUUUGUAGGGACAGAGGUUGUGGUCAGAACGCAGCUGACCAUGAAGACUCUUGGUUUCAUUUGUCUCCUUCAGUACAUUCCCAAAUAAAACAGACUGAACUGUUGCUGUAGUAAAAUGUUUGUUAUUUAAUAAAAGUCUGACUGUUAUGUUUUAGUGACAACUUGCAUAAAGUUUCUUUCCUUGUCUGCAUUAAUAUGUUACUGAUUUACACCGGUCUGUAUCUGUGAGUGUGCAGAUAUUAAAGUGUGUAAUUUCAGAGUUGUUUAAUGGUCAGUCACCACGACAAAUGCACUUUUUCUAGACUUUGUAGAAACCCUGAAAUUCUUCUGUAAAACUGUUCAGUUCAAAGAGCCUGUGUCAAUAAUUAAUUUGUUAGAACUGUGAUUAAAUGUAUUAAAAAGCG